UUUGGAAGUCACAUGGGCCCUAUCUGCGCUCCCGUGACACUUCAGAGCAAAUAAUAGAGGGGAAGCAAGGCGUGAGACGGUUGAUGUGUUUUUGUUGGGCAUCACAUCUUCCGCCGACAGCAUCCAACUCUCGGAGCAGCACAUCCUUGGCAUCCCUGUCCACGGACGGCCUGCUGCGGCCAUAUCUGACUGUCAACUGCUGCUUGUCUGAUCAGCAACAUCUUCUGCACACCGCCAGGUCACUGUGGAGCAACCAGCCUCAGCUGGGGACCCACAAAAUAAGGACUUUUCAAGAAGGAAGUGGGUGAAUUUAAGCGGAGAGAACCAGCGAGGGUCGUAAGGCUAAUCUGAGACCCCCUGUCAGCAACCAUGUCAAACGAACACACUCCUCUGAUCACAUCUGGGGUUUGUGGUUUGACCAUGACCCCGACAUGUGGCACAGCGUCAGACUCCACUCAGGAAUCCAGCUCUGAAAAACCGAGUCAGGACCCUCGGAGGCUGAACACCUUUUUUGGAGUAAUGGUGCCGACCAUCCUCUCCAUGUUCAGCAUUGUAUUGUUUCUGAGAACAGGGUUUGUGGUUGGUCAUGCGGGGCUGCUUCAGGGUCUUUUAAUGGUGGUUGUCGCCUACACCAUCAUAUCUCUCACAGUCUUGUCCAUCUGUGCCAUUUCCACCAAUGGUGCCAUACAGGGUGGAGGAGCAUACUAUAUGAUAAGCCGGUCUUUAGGGCCUGAGUUUGGAGGAAGCAUUGGUUUGAUGUUCUUCCUGGCCAAAGUGUUUGCAUGUGGCGAGUAUGUUCUGGGUCUUGUGGAGGCCAUACUUGAUGUAUUUGGUGCAGAUCCUGAGUCGUCUGCUUCUGAGGGGUUGCGGGUGCUUCCUCAAGGUUACUGGUAUACAGUGCUGUACUCCUCAGUGGUCCUCCUUUUGUGCCUGCUUGUGUGUUUGGUGGGCGCCCACAUUUACUCCCGCACUGCCUUCGUCAUCCUGCUGGUGGUCACCAUAUCGUUAUUGUCCAUCUUCAUCAGUUCAGUGGCAGUCAAACCUCAAGAUUUUGUCAUCACUCAUCAGGGUCCUGGUAACCAAACCCUCCGCUACAACGCCAGCUAUACAGGUUUCAGCGCUACCACACUGAGGAACAACCUGGGCUCUGGUUACUCUUUGGACUACAGCACCAACUCAGUCAUGUCUUUUGCCACCGUGUUUGCUGUCAUGUUCACCAGCUGCACUGGAAUCAUGGCUGGAGCCAACAUGUCAGGGGAGCUGAAGACUCCAAGUGUUUCCAUCCCUAAAGGCACCAUCAUAGCCGUGUUUUACACCUUCACAGUCUAUGUCCUCCUCUUCAUCUUGGCCAGUGCCACCUGUGACAGGAACCUUUUGAUUCAGGAUUAUGGGUUCUUCCAGCGAAUCAGCUUAUGGUCGCCAUUAGUCACUAUUGGGAUAUACUGCGCCUCUCUGUCAGCUGCAAUGUGCGCCAUGAUCGGAGCUUCCCGCAUCCUCCAUGCUCUCGCUUUGGACAAACUAUUUGGGCUGCCAUUAGCCCCAGCUGCCAUCACAUCGAGCUCUGGGAAUCCUUGGAUGUCAGUUCUGUACACCUGGGGCCUUGCACAGUGUGUGGUGUUUGCAGGGCAGCUCAAUAAUGUGGCAAGUCUGGUGACUGUUUUCUACUUGCUUGCCUAUGCUGCAGUUGACCUGGCCUGUUUAGCUCUUGAGUGGGCUUCUGCACCAAAUUUCAGACCGACCUUCCAGCUGUUCUCCUGGCACACCUGCCUACUGGGGAUUCUCAGCUGUUUGGUCAUGAUGUUUGUCAUUAACCCAGUUUACUCCUCAGGCAGCAUCGUCCUCCUUUUGCUGCUGCUGCUUUUCCUCCACUACAGAUCGGCCACCAGCAGCUGGGGCUACAUUAGCCAGGCUCUCAUUUUCCAUCAGGUGCGGAAAUAUCUGUUGAUGCUGGAUGUGAGGAAAGACCAUGUGAAGUUUUGGAGGCCACAGGUGUUGUUGAUGGUGUCAAACCCACGCUCCUCCUGUCAGCUCAUCCUGUUUGUAAACCAGCUAAAGAAAGGAGGACUGUAUGUGCUGGGUCAUGUGCAGCUGGGAGAUCUGGACACUCUUCCAUCAGACCCAGUCCAACAGCAGUACAACUUCUGGCUCAGCCUAGUUGAUAAACUCGGAGUGAAGGCAUUUGUAGACCUGACGCUCUCUCCCUCGGUCAGACAAGGAACUCAGCAUCUGCUGCGCAUCACAGGCCUUGGUGGCAUGAAGCCCAACAUGCUGAUACUGGGUUUCUAUGACAGCUGCACUCCCGACGACUUUUUCUUGCAAGAUUCUGCCUUUUGUCACUCAUCAGUGGGACAAGGCAGUGAGGGGGAAUAUAAUUUUGGGGUCGACUUGCCUUCAUUGCAGGCCCAUUUUCCCCCUGUUCGGCAUGUUGAGAGCCCCCGAUGGCUGUCACCAGAGGAGUAUGUUGGCAUAAUAUCGGAUGCCCUUAAAAUGAAUAAAAAUGUUUGCCUUGGCCGAUACUUCUUCCAGCUGCAGGGAGAAUGUAAAGACAGUAAAGUUGACGGAUCAGAACGGACAAUAGAUGUGUGGCCUCUUAACCUGCUCCAGCCAGGCAGCCGUGACUAUCAGGAUGUGUGCAGCCUUUUUCUGCUGCAGAUGGCCUGUGUGCUCAACAUGUCCAACAAAUGGCGCUAUGCAAGAAUGAGAAUCUUCCUGAAUGUGGAAAGCCGCUCCUGUGACCAGGGCUGGGUGGUGAAUGAAGAGACAUUUAGAGAGCUGCUGAAGAAGCUGAGAAUCAGGGCAUCCAUAAAGAUUGUGCCAUGGGACUCUGUGGUGCAGCACCACUCUCUGCCAAAGGGGGAGCCCUCUCCAGCAUCAGUGCAGGUUUUGUCAGAGGACUUUUUGUCUGCAGUGAACAAAAUGUUGAUGGAGCACAGCUCGCAAGCAGCUGUUCGCUUCCUGUAUUUACCCCGACCUCCUGCUCAUCACAGCCAGUCACAGCAGUUCUUGGCUCAGCUGGAAGCUGUGACCAACGGUUUAGGGCCAACACUCUUGAUUCAUGGUGUCACCCCAGUCACAUACACUGAUCUCUGAGCGCAUGCUCAUAAUGAUCAGUUUAGUUCAUUUGAAAUUAUACAUGCAACAAGUCUUAUUUACUGUUUACUUAAAUGUAAGUAGAAAACAAAUUAACAAUUUAUUUAAUUUUUAAAAAAUAAAUUAACAUUACUGUACCAUAUUUUGCACUUACACCUACUGCAGCAAUUUUUUUUUUUUGUCAGAAAGUGAAGUCCCAAUACAAGCUUUUGCAUCCAGAUAGGAUAUUUUACUAUUUUUAUCAUAUACUUGAAAUUUGGAAUUGACCCAAGCAGUAAUUGGUAUAUUGAUGGAACCUCCCUUUUUUUUAUUUUUAUUUAUUUUUUUUUUGCAUUUGCUAUAAGUCUGCCUGCCACAGAAACAUACUGAGAAAAGUAAAUGUGUCAAAACACUAUUUAGAACGAGAACACAAUUUAUUUUGAACAACAUAAGUUGUUAGGGACACCAAAUAUAAACAUGUCUACAUAUAUUUUCAGGAAUGAAAUGAUGAAGACGUAGUGUUUUUAAUGAGAAUGCCAAACCAUGCAAAAUGAUGUGUACCUCUUGAAUUUUUACCGCCUCUUUUUUUUUUCUUCCUUGCUUUGUCUUUUAUUUACACUGUUGGUUGCUAGACCAUCUGAUCCAAAGAGUUUUUCUUCCCACCUUCUUUAUGCACUUGUACAACGAUAUUAUCUUUUUGCUGUUCGUUGUCCUUCUACUUUGUUUACACAAAGGGAUCUAAUUUGCACAUUUGACCUCACAGUGAUGAAUGGCACCAGAUGAUGAUAAUUGUGUUAAGAUAAAACAGUGGAUUAAAUUUUUGUACUUAAGAGUAUUCAGAUUAUACCAGAGAGAAUUAUACUGAUGGCGAUGUAAUACUCCACUCUGUACAUUUUUUUCAGACCAGGGCCAGAGAAACCAAAACAAAUUGUCAUAUUUUGACACAAUAUUGAAUGAAGAAGUCUUCUCUAUGUGAUUAAAAUAUCCCUGCAAUUUAUGUUGUUGCUGAAAACUGUCUUGCCCAACUUGACUGCUUAAUGGGAAAGCUUUAAAGGAGUCCUGUUCAUUGCAGAUGUAAAUUCAAACCAAACAUUUGGCAGGAUUAAAUACACUGUACAAAACA
Molecule: messenger RNA, 4192 nt
Organism: Melanotaenia boesemani (Boeseman's rainbowfish)
Lineage: Eukaryota; Metazoa; Chordata; Actinopteri; Atheriniformes; Melanotaeniidae
Gene: slc12a9
Product: solute carrier family 12 member 9
Exons: 14
Coding region: 370-3090 (906 amino acids)
Biological process (GO): potassium ion import across plasma membrane; cell volume homeostasis; chloride transmembrane transport
Cellular component (GO): membrane
Molecular function (GO): potassium:chloride symporter activity
Source: RefSeq, a predicted model, not a curated record